Erythranthe guttata (spotted monkey flower) is the source of this 1916-nucleotide messenger RNA. The record is from RefSeq and is a predicted model, not a curated record. Lineage: Eukaryota; Viridiplantae; Streptophyta; Magnoliopsida; Lamiales; Phrymaceae.
GCCGAUUUCGGCGGCGGUAAUCUCGCGUACUUUAACGUCUCUUUCAAUAGACUUUCCGGCGAAAUCCCGCCGGAAUUUGCGGGAAGAAUCCCAACAAAUGCAACCUUAGAUCUUUCGUUCAACAACCUGACCGGGUCAAUACCGGACUCGAAUCUUUUCUCCAACCAAGACACAAAGUCGUACUCCGGCAACCCCGAGUUAUGCGGCAAGCCGUUGGAAAACCUCUGCCCGAUUCCAUCUUCCGCCGCCGCUUUGCCAAAUGCCUCCGUACCGGAAUCUCCUCCGGCAAUCGCCGCCAUACCGAAAACCAUAGAGUCCAACCCAGCAACUGCCUCACCCGACGGCGCAAACCCGCCCCAAGCGAAACGAACCGGGCUGAGGACCGGAACGAUCCUGGGAAUCGUCGUCGGCGAUAUCGCCGGAAUCGGAAUACUCGUCGUGAUUUUCGUAUACGUUUAUCACUUAAAGAAAAGGAGAAUCGUGGAUAAAGCCAUCAAAAAGGAGGCGGAAAGCGCGCGUGAUUUCGACUGGGCUUCCUCCGCAUCCUCCUCGGAAGAAUACAACUGGCUGAGAAGCUGGACCUGCUUGAAGAAACAGAGACACGCCGCCGCCGACGGCGAAGAAACCACCUCGGAAUCAACCAACUCCGACGGCGAAGAAACUACAAAUUCAAUCAAAAACCACGAAAUGCACGCCGCCGCCGCCCAAUCGGAGAAGAAAACCGGAGCCCUAGUAACGGUGGACGGGGAAAAGGAGCUGGAACUCGACACGCUGCUGAAGGCGUCGGCGUACAUAUUAGGCGCGUCGGGGUCGAGCAUAAUGUACAAGGCGGUUCUGGAAGACGGGACCACUUUCGCCGUCCGGCGAAUCGGGGAGAACGGCGUGGAGCGGUUUAGGGAUUUCGAGAACCAGAUUCGGGUCAUCGCGAAAUUGGUGCACCCGAAUCUAGUCCGGAUCCGAGGAUUUUAUUGGGGCACCGACGAGAAGCUCAUCAUCUACGAUUUUGUUCCUAAUGGCAGCCUUGCUAACGCGCGUUACAGUAAGUCCAGUUUUCCCCCAAUUAUGGAGCCCAAAAUCGGCGACUUCGGCCUCCAACGCCUCGUCGCCGGCGACAACAGCUCCAAAACCGCGGGCGGCUCCGCCCGUAACAACUUCGGCAGCAAACGCUCCACCGCCUCCCGAGACAGCUUCCAAGACUACGCCGCCUCGAGCGGCGGUGGUGCCACCCCGAGCCCCAGCCCUAGCGUGAUCGGCCUUUCCCCUUACUACGCGCCCGAAUCCCUUCGGAGCCUCAAGCCCAAUCCGAAACUCGACGUGUUCUCGUUCGGCGUCGUCCUUUUGGAAUUGCUUACCGGGAAGGUGAUCGUGUCGGACGAAACGGGGCCUGCAUUGGUCGUCGGGGGCGCCAUGUCAGCGUCCGACGAGGACAGGGGAAAAGUAGUGAGGAUGGCCGACGCGGCGAUACGUGGCGAGAUGGAAGGGAAGGAAGACGCCUUGCUGGCAUUGUUGAGAUUAGGGUACGGCUGUAUUUGUCCGGUCCCGCAGAAGAGACCGUCGAUGAAGGAGGCGCUUCAAGCGCUCGAGAGGUUUCCGUGUUCCUCGUUUUCUUCGUCGUACUAUUAUGGUUCGUUGUGAUGCGCAUGGACGAAUAACGGUUCGAUAAAAUGGAGCUCCGAUUCAUCUGGAGAGAUGUGUAUGUAUGAUUUUUCACUGACAUGUAAUUUUUUUUUUUUUAAUUUUCUUAGAGAGAGUGUUUAUUGUAAUCAUCGUAGGAUUUGUUGUUGUUGUUCUUCUAGUAGUUGUUCUGGAUUGUUCUUAGCUUUGUCUGACUGUCGUGUUGUGCUAAUUUUUCAACUGGGCCCCCCGUGUACUUUUUUAAUUACUUUUUGGCACCUAGAAAAACAUUUAUUAAAAAA